Molecule: messenger RNA, 1998 nt
Organism: Spizellomyces punctatus DAOM BR117
Lineage: Eukaryota; Fungi; Chytridiomycota; Chytridiomycetes; Spizellomycetales; Spizellomycetaceae
Exons: 5
Coding region: 138-1802 (554 amino acids)
Biological process (GO): transmembrane transport
Cellular component (GO): plasma membrane
Molecular function (GO): purine nucleobase transmembrane transporter activity
Source: RefSeq, a predicted model, not a curated record
UUACCACCCGCGGAAGGAAGAAAAAAAAAUGGGGAAAGAAAAGGACAGAUGCAAGACACUGCUUGACUUUACACUUUUUAAAGAGGCCGUCCAUCAGCGUCCUUUCAAGCCAAAAUAAGAGGUUCAAAGUUGCAACGAUGGGCGCGUUGGAGACGUUGAAUGCCCGUAUCGCAGCCAGCCGAGCAGGAAAAUGGUUCAAACUCGAAGGAUCGGGAGCAAUCAAGGAACGAAGGGGAACACGGUUCACGACUGAAGUGCGAGCGGGUCUUGCAACGUUUGUCACGAUGGCGUACAUUAUUAGUGUCAAUGCCAAUAUCCUUACAGAUUCCGGAGGUACAUGCGGAUGCAGUCCUCGUGCACCUUCUGUAUGUCUCCAGGACCCAGAAUACCUCGUCUGUCUGGCUGAUAUCAAAAAGGAUUUGAUCACUGCUACAUCGGCGAUUGCUGUUAUUGGAUGCUUUCUUAUGGGGACGUUUGCCAAUCUGCCAUUAGCGAUUGCGCCUGGAUUGGGGUUGAAUGCGUAUUUUACUUACCAAGUUGUUGGACUCCACGGGAGCGGUAACGUCUCAUACCAAACCGCUUUGGCAGCCGUGUUUAUCGAGGGUAUCAUUUUCUUGGUGCUCUCUGCUCUCGGGUUACGUCAACUCUUGACGAAAGCUGUUCCCAUGUCAAUCAAAACGGCAUCCGCGGCUGGUAUUGGGUUGUUUUUGACGUUUAUUGGGUUGCAGAGUUCUGCUGGAAUUGGACUUGUCACUGGGGAUGGGGCUACGUUGGUUGCCCUUGGGGGUUGUCCAGAGAGUGAAAAGAAGGGUGGAGUGUGCUUGGCACAUCAUAUGGAAGGCGGUCACACUUGGCUCGGUAUCCUUGGUUUUCUCAUCAUUGCCUUUUUGACAAUCUUUCGGGUAAAAGGAUCCAUCCUCAUUGGCAUCAUCUUUAUCUCCGCCGUGUCCUGGUUCCGUCAUACACCAGUGACCUUUUUCCCAGACACUCCAUCCGGAAAUGACGCCUUUGACUACUUUAAAAAAGUAGUCGACGUCCCUCGUAUUCGUCACAUUGGCGGUGCACUCGACUUUUCAUUGGGAUCCGGUCAAGUUUGGGUGGCACUCAUUACAUUCUUGUACGUGGAUAUUCUCGAUACGACCGGUACCAUGUUUUCAAUGGCCAAAUAUGCGGGAUUCAUGGAUGAGUCUGGGGACUUUGAUGGAUCUUAUCCGGCGUUUUUGUCGGAUGCUACGGCGAUUACCGUGGGUGCGGUUCUGGGAACGUCACCUAGUACCGCGUUCAUUGAGAGUGGAGCUGGGAUUGCGGAAGGUGGACGAACAGGGAUCACGGCGCUUGUUACGAGUUUCUUUUUCCUUCUCAGUCUGUUUUUUGCUCCCAUUUUUGCCUCAUUUCCCCCGUGGUCGACUGGUCCCGCCCUCAUUCUAGUCGGCACCAUGAUGGCCCAAUCCGCUUUCUCCGAAAUCAAUUUCAAGUACCUUCCCGACGCCAUCCCCGCCUUUCUCACCAUCGUCAUCAUGCCCCUCACCUACUCGAUCGCAUAUGGCCUGAUUGCCGGUAUUGGAUCCUACAUUGUCAUCAACACCGUCCUACUGCUUUUGAAAAAAGCUUCAAAGGGCCGGUGGGUCCCUCCUGAUGCUGAGAAUAAAGAAGAGUGGGGACCAAAGGAAAUGAAGGAUUUGUACCCGUCUUGGGUUAAUUAUCUUCUUGACAAGUCUCGUGGACGUACAGCAGGAGAUGGGGCCACUGUUCAUGAGGCAGAUGUGAAGGAGAUUGUUGUGGAUAAGGGUAGAGUAGAUUAGUAAAAGUGUAGCGUUUAUGAUGGACUAGUGUGUGUUGUUAGGCGGUUUUGUACAUAGCUUUGACGAAUUUUUUAGUGUGGUAAUCUUUCUUGUAUGCAAGACUCGAGAGAAUGAUAGCCUAUGUAAUUGAAUGUCGUCGACACAGAGGAACAGGGCGCAACGGGCGGGUAUACCUGACCUGAUACCGCCAAUGCCA